This is a messenger RNA of Agrilus planipennis (emerald ash borer), 928 nucleotides long. RefSeq lists its product as uncharacterized. The record is from RefSeq and is a predicted model, not a curated record. The transcript is spliced from 5 exons. NCBI's taxonomy places the organism in Eukaryota, Metazoa, Arthropoda, Insecta, Coleoptera, Buprestidae. Gene Ontology annotation, cellular component: trans-Golgi network. The coding region runs from base 309 to 797 and encodes 162 amino acids.
CUAUACCAUAGUCGAUAACGUAAUGAUAACGUACAACUCAUAACCUCAAUGUUUGUUUAUAUUUUAGAAAUGAAUCAUGGCUGGAAGUUAUUUUUCUAAGUGUUUAUAUUGUUUUUUAAUACUGUUUAGUUUAGUGUGUACAAAUUUAGCAGAAGAAAUAUGUUCGAGUACAUCUACGUGCCUUUGCAAUAUGAAUGAUGAUAAAUACAUAAACAUAUCAAAUAUUACAAAUGGCCAAAAGUACCUCACAGCAGAGAAAGGAAAUUUAACGUACUAUUUUUCUGGUUGCUCGUAUUUUACUCUACCAAAUGAUAAAUUCCCAAAUAUUACAAAUAAUUGCAAAAAUACGUCAUUUUGGUAAAACAGAAGGUACUUUUAAAAGAGGAGAUGGUGAAAUCGACUUCUUGAUAGUGCCAAAACAAAUUGCAACAAACCAAUCGGCAGUAAUUACCCUUGCUUGCACAAAUCUACAAAAUUCUUAUUUACUUGCUCUUCCACCUGAUUCAUCUACAUAUAAUUUGGUGUUAUUUUCCCCACAUUCUUGUGUCUUACUAUAUCACCGAGGUCUAAGUACAGGAUCUGUUUUACUUAUAAUAUUUUUUGUAUGUUUAACUGUAUACCUAGUAGGUGGAGUCUUAGUUUUACAUUUCUUAAGGGGCGCUCGUGGUAAAGAAAUGAUACCAAAUUAUGAAUUUUGGUCUGGCUUACCAUCUCUUGUAAGGGAUGGUUUUCUCUUCCUGUUAAACGGUUGUAAUCCGAUAAGUGUACCAACAGCUGAAUCCUAUGAUAGAAUAUAAGAAAUUUCUUGUAGUAUAUGUCUGUUUUUUAUGAAUAUUUGUAAAAAGAAUAAUAUGUAUAAUACCUACUAUGUUUCGUUUUUAAUUCUGUAAACUGCUUAAGAAAAUGUAAUUUACUUUUCAUAAUUGAA